This is a messenger RNA of Chelonia mydas (Green sea turtle), 487 nucleotides long. RefSeq names its product small nuclear ribonucleoprotein polypeptide G (gene SNRPG). Gene Ontology annotation, molecular function: RNA binding. Gene Ontology annotation, biological process: mRNA splicing, via spliceosome; spliceosomal snRNP assembly. NCBI's taxonomy places the organism in Eukaryota, Metazoa, Chordata, Testudines, Cheloniidae. Gene Ontology annotation, cellular component: P granule; U2-type prespliceosome; SMN-Sm protein complex. Bases 111 to 341 code for a protein of 76 amino acids. The transcript has 4 exons. The record is from RefSeq and is a predicted model, not a curated record.
CCUCGGCGUAAUCCCUGAUUGGUCGCUGAGCCGCGGACGGGGUGACGCCAGCGCUGGAGCCGUGCGGAGGAGCGCCAGGCGGUUGUGGCGGGGCUGACUGAGGCGGCACCAUGAGUAAAGCGCACCCGCCCGAGCUGAAGAAAUUCAUGGACAAGAAGCUGUCACUGAAGUUAAAUGGUGGCCGACAUGUCCAAGGGAUAUUGCGAGGGUUUGACCCCUUCAUGAAUCUAGUGAUAGACGAGUGUGUGGAGAUGGCACAAGGUGGACAACAGAACACUAUAGGGAUGGUGGUAAUACGAGGAAACAGCAUCAUUAUGUUAGAAGCCUUGGAACGAGUAUAGAUUAACCAGUGAACUCCUGCCUAGCGCUGUGAUUAAACCUCCCCUUAACUCCAGCUGUCUUGUUAACGAAUGAGGAGUCUUCAGGAACUGUACAUUCCUCAUGUAAACUUAUUUUUGUUAAAUAAAUUUUGUAAUGGUUAACAUAA